ACCAGAUUUCAGUCAAGACGUAUGGUAACAAGUUCAUUCAACCUUUCUUCACAAGAAGCAGCUAAAGAAAGUGAUUAUCAUACAAUCAUAAAAGAUACAGAAAAGUCUGAAGGACCCACUGAGAAAUUAGAGUUCCAAGCAGAAACUAGAAUGUUGUUAGAUAUCGUUGCCAGGUCUCUCUACUCUGAGAAGGAAGUUUUUGUUCGUGAACUGAUAUCCAAUGCAAGUGAUGCUCUAGAGAAGUUGAGGUAUAUGCAGCUUACUGCAGAAAAUAUAACUUCAAAAGAUUCUGUUCUGGAAAUGCACAUUGCAACUGAUAAGUUAACUCGCACACUCACUAUACAGGACACAGGAAUUGGGAUGACAAGGGAAGAAAUGAUUGAUAGCCUUGGAGUAAUUGCUCGAUCAGGCUCUAAAGUAAGAAGUUUUCCAAAAUGUGAUUUUUUUUAUUGAAAUACAACAUUAUCU
Limulus polyphemus (Atlantic horseshoe crab) is the source of this 468-nucleotide messenger RNA. RefSeq names its product heat shock protein 75 kDa, mitochondrial-like. The transcript is spliced from 4 exons. The record is from RefSeq and is a predicted model, not a curated record. Gene Ontology annotation, biological process: protein folding. The coding region runs from base 22 to 453 and encodes 143 amino acids. Gene Ontology annotation, molecular function: ATP-dependent protein folding chaperone; ATP hydrolysis activity; ATP binding. Gene Ontology annotation, cellular component: mitochondrial inner membrane. NCBI's taxonomy places the organism in Eukaryota, Metazoa, Arthropoda, Merostomata, Xiphosura, Limulidae.